Exophiala viscosa is the source of this 1584-nucleotide messenger RNA. RefSeq names its product MFS transporter. The record is from RefSeq and is a predicted model, not a curated record. Gene Ontology annotation, biological process: transmembrane transport. NCBI's taxonomy places the organism in Eukaryota, Fungi, Ascomycota, Eurotiomycetes, Chaetothyriales, Herpotrichiellaceae. Gene Ontology annotation, molecular function: transmembrane transporter activity. The transcript is spliced from 3 exons. The coding region runs from base 1 to 1584 and encodes 527 amino acids. Gene Ontology annotation, cellular component: membrane.
AUGGAGCCCAAAGUCGAUGACAAGGGCAUCACUACCCAUGAUGAACUUCACACUAUUCAAAGCCCCAGCCUGCCACCGACAAUACACAAAUUCAAGUUCUCCUCGAAAGCUAAAGAGGGCGAUGGUGAUGUUGCCCUACAACUCUUCUCCAAUGCGGACGAACUCAAUGAGCCAAUCGACCCAGAGGAGGAAAGAAAACUCGUGCGAAAGAUCGAUCUCAUAAUUCUACCUCUCAUCGCCGUCAACUAUGCCUUUUUCUACAUCGACAAGACCACCCUCUCGUAUGCCGCUAUCUUUGGCAUUAAGGACGAUCUCAAUCUGCAAGGCACGCGGUACAGUUGGCUCAGCAGUUUAUUCUACUUUGGCUUUCUCGCUUGGGCAUUCCCAACCAACUUCCUGAUGCAGCGACUACCUUUGGGCAAAUACCUCGGCUUCAAUAUCUUCAUGUGGGGAUUCUUCCUCAUGUUGCAAGCUGCAUGCAACAGUUUCGCGACUUUGGGUCUUCUGCGAGCACUUGCCGGCGCAGCAGAAGCAUGUAGCGACCCAUCCUUCUUGCUCAUCACGCAGAUGUGGUACACAAGAAAACAGCAGCCACUUCGCUGCGGUCUAUGGUAUACUGCGAACGGCAUGGGUAUCGCUCUAGGUGGACUCCUCGGUUACGGCAUCGGCCACAUCAAAGGCGCACUGGCAUCGUGGAGAUACGAAUUCCUGAUCAUCGGCGCUUUGUGCAGCAUCUGGGGUAUUGUCAUUGGCAUCUUCAUGCCUGACUCACCAAUUACCGCCAAGUUUCUGAACGAUCGUGAGCGAAAGAUUGCAGUCGAGCGUCUCAAGUCAAAUCAGACUGGGAUUCUGAACAAGCACCUCAAGCCCUACCAGGUGAUCGAAGCAUUCAGCGAUAUCAAGCUCUAUCUGUUCUUCUUCUUGGGUGUUGUUGGCAACAUCCCGAAUGGCGGCAUUUCCAACUUCGGAACACUCAUCAUCAAAGGCUUCGGUUUCUCCACCCUCGUCACAACGCUCAUGCAGAUCCCUUACGGAUGCUUCAUCAUUCUGUCUAUCCUAACCUGCUCCCCUUACCCGAUGACAAGGUCUGUUCUAACAAAGGUGUCACAGCUCUUCAUCCUGAUCUUCCUAUGCCCCAACAUCGCUGGCGCAUUCGGCCUCUGCUUUGUCAACGAGUCUCACCACGUUGGCCGCUACUUCUGCUAUCUGUUGACCGGUCCCUACAAUGCGGCUUUCGUCAUGAUCCUGUCCCUCCAAAUUGCAAACACGGCAGGACACACCAAGAAAGUCGUCACCAAUGCUGUUUUGUUCCUCGGCUAUUGCACGGGUAAUAUCGCCGGGCCAUUCUUCUACAAGACCAACCAAGCGCCUGGUUAUCGUCUGGGCAUUUGGAGCAUGAUUGUUAGUCAUCUCAUUGAAGUCGUCCUGAUUAUCACGUUCUGGGUGCUUAUGAGAGCUGAGAAUAUCCGUCGGGAUAAGGUUCAGAUGGCUCAGGAAGGAGGUCUUGAGGGUCGUGAUCUGGAUGCUACGGCUUUCGGAGAUUUGACGGAUAGGGAGAACAUGAACUUCCGCUAUAUCUAUUGA